UUUACCGAGUGGCGCAGCGGUCUAAGGUACUGCAUCUCCGCGUCACUAUAGUACCUGGUUCGAAUCUAGGCUGUAUGACAUCUGGCCGUGAUUUAAAGUUCCAUAUAGCGGGGCCCGGGUUUGGCCGAACUAGGGCGUCAUAUAAAUUGACUUUACCUAGUUAAUUUUUUAUGAUCAACUGCUGUUGGCCUGUUUCGUUACCUCAAGAAAGGAAGACGGGAAAACCCCUCUAUUUCCUCCUGUGGAGUUGACGCGUGUGACGUCAUAGGGGGAGUGGCGGACUGUCCGUACUGACACUGCUCAGAGAGAGAGAGACAUUUCACAUGGAUAGCAGCACGAACAUUACAUUCAAUCGCGAAACUGUUGGGCUAUGAAAUACUGGUGUCAUAUAUGAGACCUGCCUGAAAGAAAGAGAGAGAGAGAGAGAGAAAGAGAUGAAGAUUGGUGCUAUCUCAAUGCUGAGCCCGGUCAAAGAUGUCUUACCAUGGAAAGAGUUCUCCCACAUAGCCCGUCUGAGCCCCACAGAGCCCCACGACACAGUCGGAUGGCUGUCCACUCUGCCUGCCCUUCACAGUCAUCAUCCACCCUGUCCCAUCUGUGAGAGAAUGCACCCUAGUGGUACCCACUGCUCUGCCCCGGAAGAGAGCGGCAAGACCUCCACAGAACCUGGAGAGGCUCAGCUGGACUUCUACCUUAAACUGGGCUACUCCCCAGCGCAGGUCUGGACCGUGUUGCAGAAGUUUGGCCUGAACACAGACACUAACAGGGUUCUGGGGGAGCUGGUGCGGACGGGAGCCAGUCUAGAAGGGAUUGAGAAGGAGCAGGAGAAGGAGGGAGCCCCGUCUAUCCUGGUGGGCCGAGGGGAGACCCUCAGUAACCUGCCCCUCACCCCUCCACCCAGCCGGGGCGAUGUACCCAGUGAGGAGGGUGAUGCCCUGAGACCCAUAGUGAUCGAUGGGAGCAACGUGGCUAUGAGCCACGGGAACAAGGAAAUGUUUUCCUGCCUGGGAAUCCAGCUGGCGGUAAACUUCUUCCUGGACAGAGGUCAUACGGACAUCACUGUGUUUGUUCCCUCAUGGAGGAAGGAGCAGCCUAGACCAGAUGUCCUCAUCACAGAUCAACACAUUUUGCGUGAGCUGGAGAGGAAGAAGAUCGUGGUGUUCACCCCUUCGCGGCGUGUAGCGGGCAAACGUGUGGUCUGCUAUGACGAUCGCUUCAUCGUCAAGCUGGCGCAUGAGACCGCCGGCAUCAUCGUGUCCAACGACACCUACCGUGACCUUCAGGGCGAGAGACAGGACUGGAAGCGCUUCAUUGAGGAGAGGCUACUCAUGUACUCCUUCGUCAAUGACAAGUUCAUGCCCCCUGAUGACCCUCUGGGUCGUCAUGGUCCCACCCUGGAGAACUUUCUACGGAAGGUUCCUCGUUUGCCACGGAAACAGCCGUGCCCUUAUGGCAGGAAAUGCACUUAUGGGAUGAAGUGUAAAUUCUACCACCCGGAACGAGCCAACCAAUCCCGUUGCUCUCUGGCUGACGAGCUGCGGAAGAAGGCCAAGCUAUCUUUAUCAGAACAAAAACACCCCACUGCAGGUGCUGGACCUGCCUAUGGCCUUUCUCUGGAGGAGGGGACGGCUCAGAAACUGCCUCUAGAACAGAGGAAUGGCUCCCUGAAGAAAGGCCACAUCAGUGAGAAUGUGCUUCUGAUCAAGGGAAGCCAUCUGUCCAGCCAGAGGUCCCCAACUAAGAAGGACAAGACCAACCGACACUUGACCAAUCUGGACUUGGCCAUGCCCAGUGGCUCUCAAUCCCCGACAGACCUGGACUCGGCCCUGCCCAGUGGCUCUCAGGAGCGACUAGAUUCUGGUCUUGGCUCCUUCGAGAGCCAGGUGUCUGACCCCUCCAGGGACCACUGUGACCGUUAUGGGAAUGCUGGGUUUAGGAACUGCCUGUCCCCCCCUAGUAUGAGACAACAAAUCUAUUCCCUGCCUAGCAACCUGCCUUCUAGCUGCAGCUCUCAUCCUCCUCAGCCUUUACUGGGCCCCAGCACAGGAUACCAACAACAUCGCAGCAGGGGCCCAGCCAGCACCCACAACAACACCCACAGCCCACAUCACAGCAUGGGCCCAGCCAGCACCUACCACCCAGGCAAGAUAACCUACAGCCCCACCUAUUACCUCAGCUAUGGGGCACCGAUAUAUCCAGUUGGGGAGCAUCAGUACAGGUAUCCCAAUGACUUCCAACAGGAGAACAGGGCCCAACCUCCACAGCAGACCUACUGGUCCGAUCCGUUCGGGACUUAUCCUCAGACUCUCCAUAGCACUGCUCAAAUGGAGAAGCAGAGACACUGGCUCCUCCCUCAGACACAGCCCCACCCCCACGGGGAGAGCAGGGAGAGAGAGGAGGUCAGGAAGAAGCUGCUGGCUAUCUUUAACGGCCGUCUGGUGGACAAGGUCAUGGACAUGUUUCCCCAGCUCAUGGACCCACAGAGAUUGGCUGCUGAGAUCCUCAUCCUGCAGUCUCCGGGCCUGUGAUUGGCUCGUUGCUCUGGUAUGGUGGGGACUGGAAUUUUAGUUUCUUUCAAUUGAAAGUAUCUCUUGUAAAAAAAAAACUGCAAGCUACUGUAAAGAUCUUCCUACUGUAUGUGCAUUGAUCUUCCUACUGUAUGUGCUCUGCUCAAUGUGUUCUUGCCACGUGUUUCAGGAACUAUGUUGCUUAUAGCGCUUCUGAUAGCGUGGAACCUGAGGCAAUGGAUUGUUGAUGCAAAUUGCAUCUUUUGGGGAGAAAAAAAUAUUAUUUCUAGACUCUUGAAUGUAUUUGAUGGGAAAAUGUCAUGUAUUUGAGAAACAAUAUUCUUACAGUGUUUUAAUUUUUUUAUUUCACCUUUAUUUAACCAGGUAGGCCAGUUGAGAAACACCUUUAUUUAACCAGGUAGGCCAGUUGAGAAUACCUUUAUUUAACCAGGUAGGCCAAUUGAGAUCAAGUUCUCAUUUACAACUGCAACCUGGCCAAGAUAAAGCAAAGCAGUUCGACAAAAACAACAACACAGAGUUACACAUAAACAAACGAACAGUCAAAUAACACCAUAGGAAGAAAAAAAAUCGAUGUAUGCAUUUACAUAUGUAUUGAUGUGUUCUGAGGUCUAUGUAUCAAGAUGAGUUAUGGCAUAAAGAGUUUUAUUGGCACUGUGUGCCAUUAUGGUAGGUCACAGCUAACUAUCUAGCUAGUACGCUAGUGAAGUAGAUGCCCUAUGGGUCUUGUUUUUUUGAAUAACAUUAAAGCUGGAAUUCAUACUUGGCUACACAGCCACGUCCGUUUGAGACCUUACAACAACAAAGAUUUUACUUCAAACAACCAACACAGUCCCCCCCCCCCCCCCCCCCCC
This is a messenger RNA of Oncorhynchus mykiss (rainbow trout), 3379 nucleotides long. Its product is annotated as endoribonuclease ZC3H12A. The record is from RefSeq and is a predicted model, not a curated record. Gene Ontology annotation, molecular function: RNA endonuclease activity; metal ion binding; mRNA binding. Gene Ontology annotation, cellular component: cytoplasmic ribonucleoprotein granule; nucleus. Gene Ontology annotation, biological process: 3'-UTR-mediated mRNA destabilization. Lineage: Eukaryota; Metazoa; Chordata; Actinopteri; Salmoniformes; Salmonidae.